AGAAAAAAAAAGGUGCAAGAUAAAUCGGUGAGCGUUCGCGAAUCGGGUAGUUUACAACUUGUAUUUACUACGACACGAUUUCAGUUCAUCGCCGUGUCAACUAAAGUGGAAACAAUAUCAUCUCGGCUUCUUUUGUUUUUUCUCUAAUAACAGCGAGUCAUGUACGGACGGGACACAGAGUUCGAGGGAGUAUUUAUGGAGGAUUUGGAUGUAUCCGAUUGCUCUGACAAUACCUUUUUACCAGAUUUUGACGGAACUUGUGGCAAACUGCAGAUAAUGGCGGAUUCGGAUACGUUUGAUGUCAAGCCAAAGUUAGAAUAUGGUAUAGCCAAGGAUGAAUUUGGUGAUCGUCUGCUACGCGCAGCUCGUAGGUCGGAAUCGGAAAAUAGUCUCACACCGAUAGUUAAAGAGGAACUACGAUGUUUCAUCGCAGCUAAAAGACACAAAGAAGGAAAACGGGAAAUCAGAGCAGAAUUCUAUGAGCCCCAGCAACACCCGUUAACACAAGAAGAGAUUAUGAAGAAGGAAAGAAGAAGAGAACAGAAUAGACGGGCUGCUACUAAAUGUAGAAAGAAGAAAAAGGAAGCAAGGAUGUCAAAAGAAAGCGAAAUGAGUUCCUUGAGACAGUCAAAUACCAGUCUACAAAAACAAGUGAGAAUAUUGAAUCGCGAAUUGAAACAGUUAAAACAAGUGAUUGAAAAGCAUAAGAAAUCUGGACAGUGCCGAAUUGAACCUAUAAUACCAUUCCUAAAUACCUCGAUGUACAACCAACUGGAACUCCAAUAUCAAGAGGAACAGGUUACCUCCGAUGUCCUGUACAGUCCAUGUAGUCCAAACUCGUUGUUCCGUACCACCAACGACAUAUGUGGCGCCCAAAUCGACGAAUAUUCCGGCUACGCAAAUCAAUUUACCGUACCAAUGCCUCUGGAGCUACCCAAUUCAAUAUCGCAAACACACCCGAUUACCUUGAAUGGCACGUUAAGCCUUACUCCACCCGUCUCUCCUUACGUAACGGAAUUUCCCGACAACGCGAUUAUGGAUCCUCAAUUAUCGGAUAUUCUUCACGGCAUUGAUUAUAACUAAGGAAUGUUGAGAGUGACGCAGUGUGGUAAAACCGCUAUAAAGACUGAAACGCCAUCCCAAAAAACUAUAGGUGAUGAUCCUGUUAGUGCUCAAACUCAAAAGGCGUUAUUGUUCAUUAAUAGGAAAUUACAAUAUGUUGAAAUUUAUGAAAGAAUCAAAUUAUGAUGUAUAGAUAUGUAGCCUAUGUUCUUUAUUUGUUUUUGCUUAUUGUAUAUUUCAAACCUUAUAAUCUCUAGGUCUAUAUUAUAGUUACCAUAAUUAUUUUAAGUGCUUAUUUUGAUUUCUUUUGUCCAUAUGUAUAUAUAUAAAUAAAUAUAAUAUAUAAAUCAUUUUUAUGUAGCAAUUACUUCAUAUAGGCCUAAUGGCAUGUUAAUUUGUUUCUUUACGUGAUGUCUUGGUUAAUCAGAGUUAUCUCCCCUUAUAUUUCUCUAAGCUGUAUCUUUUAUUUACAAAACGUCUCGAAUUAUUAUUAAUAGUUCCUUACAUACAUUCAAGACACUUUCAAACUGUUUAAUGUUCAUUUAAGCAGAUUGUGUUUACUGGGCUGGAAAUGUAUUUUUGUCAAUUAAUAUCAAAUGACUCAAGUAAUAUUUACAUACAUUGGUAUGAAAUUUUUGCGGAUAUAUUUUUCCAUACAUCAAAAUAUAAAAUUUCACAUGGUCGCCCCUGAUUAGAUAUGUAUGAAAUGAGACAUCCGUAUAUUAAAUUUAAAUAUUUAAAUUGUAUAUUCGCAUAUUAUAUUACACUAUGCAAUGCUUAUUGGUAUGUUGCAAUUUUAACGGACUAGGAAAAUUCUCGUUAUUUUGGUGCAAUCUCGCAAUAUGGCGCAAUUCCUCGUGCAAUCGAACUGAUAUGCGUCAAGUCUCUAGUUAGCUGACUACGUCAGAUUGUGGUGUGUUCAGAAGCUUCGAUUUUGAAAGAAGUUAUAUUUAGUCUUAGGCUCCACGUUACAUAUUGUACUUUUAAUUUCGUUUGAAAUCCCUCAUCUUGUAACUAUUAAAAAUACGCACAUUUGUAUGUUACACAACCCUAAAUAGUGGGUCCAAUUCAAAUAACAGGUUUGUUUUUUUAAUUUACAAACGUUAUAGCAUUACGUUAACAAUCAUGUUCUUAUUCAUAUCAUAAUUUCAUGAGUCUAUGUCGUGGAUUGACCGUCACAGAACCAUCAAUGUAUAUUUCCGUCAUUGUAUAUUUCUUUCUAAAAUCAAAGGCUGUUCAUAAUCAAUCGCUGAAGGUCCAUGGAAUGCUAGAAUUUCUGUGUUAGAAUGUCACUUAUUGUUUUACCAGUGGUAGGGGUUGUAGAUGAACCAAACCAUUAUCACCAUCAUGAUUUAGGUUAAUAAAGUGAACAUGACCAUCAUAAUUUAGAUAACACCUGGUUGCUUUUAUUAAUUAUACGAGAAAAAAUGACCCUAGUCGAAUGGAAUGGAAUGAAAUAUUGUAUUAUUUGUAAUUUGCAAAAUAUGUUUUAAAUGAUUUAUUUUGUCCCCUUGUUUGAAUAUAUUAUUUGUAAAUAAUUUAUAUGUAUAUAUCUUUCUUUGUAUUAUAUAUAUUUUUUAAAAGUGAGGUACACUUCAUCUAACAUAAAAGUUAUUAAUCUUGUAAAUAUGUAUUUGUAAAUUAAGUCUUAAUGGCUCUCCAUUUAAGAGAUUUUUAUCAAGUGCUAAACAAUCAUUUUCCAUUUUCAUCAGUUUUCAAGUUUGAUCUCAAAGUUUUCAGUUUUGGUGAAAUAUUUCACUUAUUAAUUUAUCAUUUCGUACUAUUCAUUAUAAAUACAUCGAAUGGGAGUAUUUUGCCAAAAUGGUAAUAAUUAAGGUUGAAUAUGGAAUUUCAAAUAUAUCUAUGAAAAUAAACUACAUUAUGA
Molecule: messenger RNA, 2947 nt
Organism: Patella vulgata (common limpet)
Lineage: Eukaryota; Metazoa; Mollusca; Gastropoda; Patellidae
Exons: 4
Coding region: 160-1083 (307 amino acids)
Biological process (GO): regulation of transcription by RNA polymerase II
Cellular component (GO): nucleus
Molecular function (GO): RNA polymerase II cis-regulatory region sequence-specific DNA binding; DNA-binding transcription factor activity, RNA polymerase II-specific
Source: RefSeq, a predicted model, not a curated record